CCUAGCUUUUUUUUUGUCAUUUGAAUAUUUGAUUCAGUUUCAGAUUUUAUAUUUUCUGCUUUAUUUAUGUAAUUUUGUUGUACUUCAUUUUAAAAGGUACAAUCAAAAUGUCUUGUUGUGUUCCAUCUUGUGCACAUAAAGGGGAAAGUACUUUUGGUGUACCCAAAGAUAUAGACCAGUUAAAUUUAUGGAAUGUGAGGAUAGGUAUAGAUUUAAAACCAUCCUCAAGAGUUUGCUCAAAUCAUUUUGAUCAUAAGGAUGUUAUAAAAACUUGGGAAUCAGGACAAGGUACCAGCAAGUAUACAGUAUGUUUAAAAAGAGCAAGACUCUGUGAAGGAACAAUUCCUGAAAAUAUAACCUUAGGUUUAGGUUUGAAUAAUUCAUUCAUAUAUGUAGCAACACAGGAAUGGAAUAACACUCCUUUGACCAAAAAGAGAAAGGUACAAGACAAUUUAAAAUUGAGCAGUAUACAGCAAGACCAUUGUUAUAGUGUACAUCAAGGUACAAUUAAUACAUCUAAUAUGUCAACUGUUUUGUAUACAAGUGAUACUUCAAAUGAUAAUUCGACCAUAUCUCCAACUUCUGAGUAUAGUAUAAUAGAAUCCAAGUUAUAAUUUAUGAUCUACAUAAAUUUGUUAGCUUCUAUUUUUACUCAAAUUGUUAAAUUAUAUUAUCAUAAAUAUUGAUACAGCCAGUUACCACUACAUUAUUUAAAUCUGUUUUGGAAAAAACUAAGUUUACUUACUGUUCCACCAAAAUGGUUCACAGAUAAGUUAUCAUCCUAAAUAUGAAAAAAAUAGUUGAAUUCCAAAAAUUAUGUUUAUUUAAGGAUGAUUUUUCAAGAUUUAUUGAAAAGCAAGUAGUUUUAACAAAAGAUUUCAAUGUGUUUAUUCAUGUGAAUGGAAAAUAUAUUGAUUUACCACCUAAUCAUAAGCCAGAGAGCGUUGAAGAUCUUGAAAAUAUUAUUUAACUACUUGAAUCUACAAAAGUAUGUAUAGGAUUAGUGUCUUCAGAUAAACUUAUAAAUAUAAAAUCAACAUUUGGUUCACAAUUUGUGGAAUCAUUUAGUCAGUGGAGACAUUCAAAAUGUUCCAUGAUACUCAGACCAAAUAGUAAAAGGUAAUUAGAUUAAUAGGUAUGUAUAUUUUAGUAUCAAACCAAUAUCGGUAUUAUUUAAUUUUAGUAACACAUGUUUAUGGUGUAAACGCCUUUGGUAUUGUGUUAAAAAUAAAAUCUAUCGAUCAAAUACGAAAAUAUGUUUUUCGCCCAACAAAAAGAAAAUUUUAGAAAAACUUAAAACUAGAAAUGCUGUGAUGAGAAAAUAUUUCAAGAUUUGUUAAAAAGAAUGUUCAAUUACUUAACAAAUUAAAUGAGCUUCAAACUAAAAUGAAAGAAAUUUCACAUUCUAAUCUCCAAAACAUAAUAGAGAAUUCCAAUAUUCCAAAAUCACAAACAGAUUUAAUUUAUGAAAUAUUAAACGCUUCAAAAAUGAAAAAUCCAUAAAAUAGAAGAUACAGCGAGAAUUGGAUGAUAUUAUGUUUAUUGUUUCAGAUCAGGUUUUACAUUUUUAUAUAUUAUUGGUAUUAAUAAAUAAUAAUUUUUAUUUCUUUUAUAUUAUGUUAUAGAUCUCCUAGCGGUUAUACAUUUUUAAGGAAUUGAUUGUGGUUUUGAUCCUAAUUUAUUUAAAUUAAUCAAAAAGAAAUUUUCAGGAAAAAAAGAUCAACAAAAAAAAGGAAUUAUUCUGAUUGAUGAAAUGUUCUUAAGAGAGAGGAGCUUGAGCGUUAAUAGUCGUACACUUUCAUAUAUUGGGUUAGAAAAUUUUGGCAAGUAGAAAACAAAAUAAGCAGUAGUAAAAAAGCCAACCAUAGUCUAGUAUUUAUGUGGCAAAGUUUGGCACAUAAGUUUGAACAACCAAUUGCGGUUUUUGCGUCAAACGGUCCAAUCAAUGGUGAAAUGAUAAUAAAUAAUAGGUAUAGUUUUCAAUUUAACUAAAUGCAUAUUAAUUAUUAAUUGUAGGUGUUGAUCUUGCUAAAUUGAUAAUUAAAGUAAUUUAGUAAAUGGAGGAUGAUGGUGGACAUGUAGUGGGUAUAACUAGGGAUGGAGCAUCGACUAACCGAACAAUGUGGAGUACAUUAGGGGUAAACAUUUAUGUUACCUACUUGGUAGUGAAUAAAUUUAAAAUAUAUAUAUUUUUAUUUUAUAAAAACUGACAAUUUUCAUCAUAUUACAAAUAUAGGUAUCAGCAAAAAUGGACAGUUUUCAAAAACUAUUUUAACAAUCCUUUCAAUACUUCUUUAAUACGCCUCACUUAUUAAAAACUAUUAGAAAUCGAUUAUUCCAAAAUAAAGAAUUAAUGGUACAUAAUUUGAAUUUAAUAAUCAAACAGGAACUAGAUGAGAAUUCAAUAAUAAAAUGUUAUUUUAUAUUAUGCAUUUAAAAACUUUAGAUUAGUCCGUCAUAACCUCUAAUAAAAUGGGAAAUUAUUCAAAUGUAUUUAACAUUGAAAGCAAUAGUUUAAUUAAAGUUUGCCCUAAGUUAACUAAACAAUAUUUUGAGUUGAAUAAUCUUUCGAAAAUGAAAGUAAAAUAUGCAGUUCAGGUUAGUACUUAGUAUAAUUUAUAUUAUUUAAUAGUACCUAUGCAUUAAAUUUACAUUUAUUAUUCUAAUAAAAAUAUGUUUAGAUCUUAAGUAAGUCAAUGGCUGUAGCUAUUGAAUUCUACAAGAAAAAAGGUUUUGAAUGCUUUAAUGGUUGUGAAGAAACAGUGAAAUUCACUAACUUUAUUAAUAAUAUGGUUGAUGCCUUAAAUAGAAAGUAUCCCAAAGAAGGCAUAAAAAAAAAAAAUAACACUGAUUUACAGGUUUUUUUAUGUGUUUGUGGUGCAUGUUUGUGUUAUAAGUUUUUAUUACACGCUCAAUUACCCCCUACUCCCGUGGAUUUGCCAUUGUGUUUUUAUGUAAUAAAUAUUUAAUUAGUUUCUACGAUAUAAAUGUUUGUAUUCUAUUAAAUUAAAUUUAGUUUUAUGUAUAUAAUAUUUUUGUGAUACAUAUAUGGUUUUAGAUUUUAAUACAGGCAGUUGAAUGGUUAGAUAAUUGGGAAACUAAUUUAAAAUUAGGAUUGAUUAAAGAAAAAAAAAAUUUUAACUCAGCCAACAUGUGAUGGAUUAAGAAUGACAUUAAAAUCAACCAUAGAUUUAGUCAAUUAUCUUUUGAAUAACUGUGGUUUUUCAUAUGUCUUAACAGCUAAAUUAUGUCAAGACAGUUUAGAAGUAUAUUUAAUUUACUAUUAAUCAUUAAUUUACAUUAUUUUUAUUUCAAACAUAACAUAUUUUUUUUGUUAGAAAUUUUUUGGUAUCCUGAAGCAAGUAUCUGGUCCUAAUGGCCAUCCUACUGUACCUACUUUUUACAGUUAUAUUGCAUGUUAUCGGUUUAUUAAAUUGUAAAACCUCCAAAAACUGGCAACUGUACUAUAUUACAAGGUGUUUUUUAAAUAUUCUAAUAUUAAUAAUAUUUUUUUGUUUUUAAUUUUACUGUACUUUUUUUUUAACUAUUCCAGUUAUUUCUUUAUCAGAUUUGAAAGAUAUCAUAAUGGAUCCAGAAAAUACCCCGUAAAGAGUGUUAAAAAUUAGAAAUUUAAAAAAUAAAAUCGAUAAAAUAGUUGAAGAUGAUUGCUGGGAUUUGGACGAUAUACUUUCGGAACAUGAUUAUGCUGACUCCACUGUCUUUGACUAUGUAGUUAAUUUUUUAGCUGGGUAUUAUGUAUUUGCAUUAUUAUUGAUAUUUAUGUAAUAUUAAUAAAAAUCUACAUCAAUGAAAUAGGUACAUAGCAAAACGGUUAGUGGCCACUCUAGGUGCAAUAAAGAAUUUAUUUUUCAAAGAAUGAAGAAAUUAAUUAAUUAAUAUCUAUAUUACCUUCCUAUAUAUUCGUCACUGAAUAGUGAAUUGCCUUCUUUACAAUUCCAUUAAAAAAUGUCAAUAUAACGGAAAAAAAUUAAAACGCAUUAUAGGUAUAAUACAUACCUGUUUUAUUUUAUUUUUUUAAUUUUCUACCAUAGAUAUGUUACCUACCUAAAAUAAAUUACCGUAAUACUUCUUAAACCGUAAAAAAACGCUUUGACCACGUAAAAUGUAUAACUAAUUUCACAUAUUAUACCUAAUGCUCACAAGUUUUUUUUUUUAUCCUAAAGAAUAUUAUAAUAAUAUUUCAUGUAAAUUAAUUAUUAUUAAUUAUAAACCUAAACGAACAUUCAAAAACAAAAUAUAAGUUAUGUAUGUUAAACUUGAUGCCUUAUGUACGUUUCUAUAAUAUUUGGGAAAAUUGUAUUUUAAACAUUUAUAAUUGUAUAAAUAGACUUUAUAUGUGUUCAAUAAUCAAAAUAGCUGUGUAUAUUUUAUGGUUAUUGUGAUUUCCAAAUAGAUGUAUUUUUUUUAAACUUUUUAUGCACAUGAAAAUAUUUGGGUGUCUACUGAAGCCUAAAAUAUACUCUGUUCACAGUAAGAAACUUAGACGGCGUGCUAACUUGUGCACAGGGGAGGGGCAAUACUACACGGCAGGUAUACAGAUUGAUGACUCGGUAGGGGUAACAAACGGGUGUUACCUGACUGCCACCGACGAAAACUGGUCGCCACCUUUUGCAUUUCUUAUUGUGAAUAUAGUUUAGCUGGUACAGUUAUUUUUCAUAAUUUAACGGAAACUAAUGAGUGCCUGUAUUUGUUAAUUUAUUCAUUAAGUAUAGUAUAACUUACCAGAAAUAGUAUUUAUUUAUAAAACUAAUAACUAUUUUGUGAUAUGCCUUAUUAUACAUUGAUCAUUUUAUUAACUAUAGGUACCUAACUAUUUAUAUUGACUUACUUUCCUAAUAAUAAAUAAUUAAGUACCUACUGAAGACAAUAAUAUUAUUUCAUACAUAAUAAGGUUGACAAACUUACUGCAAAAGAUACUUAUUUUGUAUUUUAGUGGGGGCCUUAUAUUAAUUGAAUCAUGUGCCCCUUAAAUCCGACCCUGCCUAUACCUGGUCUAUUGAUAAACCGUAUAAGCAGUUAUUCUAUAUAGUACAUAGGUCGUUAACCUAACUGUAUGAUCUUUUACGCCACAGGUUAUGUAGGUACUUGCAGGGCUGUAUUUGAACAUAUGGCGCCCAAGGGCAACAUAUUUUUCCGACCCCCAAAGAGUUAUUUAUUAAAAUGUAAGGUACCUAUUAUUUUGGGUCAUAAUUUAUGACUCAUAAAUAUGGUUAGAUUAUGAAAUUUUUUUUUGGAGACCUUUAUUUUUUAAUGAGUUAAGAACAAUCAGUGAUACAAACAGAAUUUGUCGGUCAAAAACUUAGUUUCAGAGUUAUACACGAGUUUACAAAUUCCCAUCCAUCGAGGUUUUUUUAAUUAUAUUUCUUUAUUAACAAUAUAAUAUACAGUAAGUAAAAUAAGAAAUUUCUGAGAAAUCUCCACCAAAUCACAAUACAUAAGGAAAAAACAUUUUAUAUAGGUAGUUUUAAAGUUAUAAAUAUGUUGGCUUAAUAAUAAAAAAAGUUCACGAAAAUUUAUUACCCACCAAGUUCCACCAGGAGUGGCAAUGGCCCACCCUGGUGCUCCCCUAAAUACAGGCCUGGGUACUUGUCCAAAACUCGACUACCGGGAUUCAAAUAAAAAAAUGUGGGUAAGUGGAUGUUGCUCUGCUGUACAGCAGGUUACAAGUGUGUCACUGUAUAAUGGAUGGUAUUAAUUUUGAAUUCAAUG
Acyrthosiphon pisum (pea aphid) is the source of this 5730-nucleotide messenger RNA. RefSeq lists its product as uncharacterized. The transcript is spliced from 4 exons. Lineage: Eukaryota; Metazoa; Arthropoda; Insecta; Hemiptera; Aphididae. The record is from RefSeq and is a predicted model, not a curated record. Bases 108 to 614 code for a protein of 168 amino acids.